Molecule: messenger RNA, 1055 nt
Organism: Neopsephotus bourkii (Bourke's parrot)
Lineage: Eukaryota; Metazoa; Chordata; Aves; Psittaciformes; Psittacidae
Product: scavenger receptor cysteine-rich domain-containing group B protein-like
Exons: 5
Coding region: 3-1022 (339 amino acids)
Cellular component (GO): membrane
Source: RefSeq, a predicted model, not a curated record
GGAUGGGAACCGAGCUCUUCCUCUUGGCGUGGCUUUGGGGCGCUGCCCUCCCGGCCCCCAUCCGCCUCCUGGGGGGCCCCCACCGCUGCGUGGGGCGAAUCGAGGUGCUAUGGGACCAGCAGUGGGGCACGGUGUGCGACGACCGAUGGGACCUCCGCGAUGCCGGCGUCGUGUGCAGGCAACUGGGAUGCGGGGAAGCGCUGGCGGCCCCGGGAUCGGCUCCCUUUGGAUGGGGAACGGGGCCCAUUUGGCUCGAUGAUGUGGAGUGCAAUGGGAUGGAAGAGGAGCUCUCGGCCUGUAGGACCAGACCAUGGGGGGAGCAUAACUGUGACCAUGGAGAGGAUGCAGGGGUUGUGUGUGCAGAGGCCACAACCCCAGUACCGGUGCAGCUGGUGAACGGCUCCAGCCGCUGCUCCGGCAGAGUGGAGCUGCUCUAUGGCCACCAAUGGGGAACGGUGUGCGAUGACCACUGGGACAUGAGCGACGCCGAGGUCCUGUGCCGGCAGCUGGGCUGUGGCUCUGCCCUAUCCGCUCCCGGUGCCGCAGCCUUCGGGAUGGGCCCCGAUCCCAUUUGGUUGGAUGAUGUGGCCUGCAAAGGGACCGAAGGCGCCCUCUCCGAGUGCGGGGCUAAGCCUUGGGGUACCCAUAACUGCGGGCACCGAGAGGAUGCAGGCGUCGUGUGCGCAGACCGUGCUGAACCCGCCCCACUCCGCCUCAUGGGCGGCCCCAACCCCUGCUCCGGACGAGUCGAGGUCUUCUAUGGGCAGCAAUGGGGAACGGUCUGCGACGAUGGCUGGGACCUGAUGGAGGCCAACGUGGUCUGCAGGCAGCUGGGCUGUGGCAAGGCUCUGGGGGCCCCCCAUGGGGCUGCCUAUGGGGAAGGGGCAGGCCCCAUUUGGCUCGAUGAUGUCCAAUGCAAUGGGAGCGAAGAUGCUUUGGACCAAUGCAAAGCCCCUGCUUGGGGAAGCCACAACUGUGGGCACUGGGAGGAUGCUGGUGUGGUUUGCACAGGUGGGAUCUAAAGCCCAUGGACGCGGAGGAGAGGGAUGGUUUUG